This is a messenger RNA of Ectocarpus sp. CCAP 1310/34, 679 nucleotides long. Lineage: Eukaryota; Phaeophyceae; Ectocarpales; Ectocarpaceae. The record is from the annotation of a GenBank genome assembly.
GGCCGUCCGUAGGGCACGCCAGCCUUGGCGGAAGGCACCGGGCACGAUGACGUCCAAUAAGGUGGCCGAGUAUGCGCGAAAAAUGCGCGAGAAGAAGCUGGCCGAGGAGCAGCAGAAGAGCAAGGAGCGGCGACGACCCAAGGCACAAGCUUCCUCGGGGGGGAGUGCUAGCGGUGGGAGCAGUAGCGGCAGCAGCAGCUUGGACAGCACCGGCGCUCUAUCCGCCAACGGUGGUGCUGGGGGCAGCGGGGGUAAGAAGGCAGGGGCAGCAAGUGCCGGGCCCCGGAAGUUGCCUGCAGCAGCCAGGGGAAGCGGCGGUGGCGGCAGCAGCAGCGGUGGUAGUAGUAGCAGCGGUGCAGCGGAGGAUAGGACCAACAGGGACCGCGCGAAGGCGGCGCUGCAGCAGCAGCGUAGGACUCACGCCAAUGUGCAGACGUUCACGCUGGAUCACUUCGUCCAGGGGGUGGUGGAGUGGGACAUCUUUGGCGAGCUCCACGCGGAGGCCAAUGGGAACAGGCGAGCUCUUGCCUCUUCCUUUGAUUUUUCCUGCCAGUGUUUGGGUUUGGAUGGUGGUGUGGACGCUCCCUUGUUUUUCGGUGCCGUUGUUGCUGCUUGUGUUGAUGUUGGCGGUGCGGGCGUGAGUCCUCUUGUUGCCCUCGUCUGUGGUGAUGACGGCUAA